CACUCUUCGAACCUAUCUCCUGCACCGCCGCGAUUUUGCCACCUUUUCACGGCCUCGUAGGCGGAAGAAAAGUGAUGCAGAAGAGGGAACAGGGAAAGUCCGGUGGAUCUUCCGGUGGCGGUUCGGCGCCGCCUGCUAAGAGAGGCCGCCCAUUCGGCAGCGGUAGCAAUAGUGCCGCGGCAGCAGCAAUAGCCGCCGCCGCCGGUGAUUCGGCGGCGGCUCCGUCAACCCUGCUUGGUCCUUCGCUUCACGUCCAUAGCUCCUUUGCUGAUCAAAAUAAUAAAAGAAUUGUUUUGGCUCUUCAAAGUGGUCUUAAGAGUGAGCUAACCUGGGCACUCAAUACUCUUACAUUGCUCUCCUUUAAAGAGAAGGAUGACAGUCGCAAAGACGCCACUCCGCUGGCGAAGAUUCCGGGUUUGCUUGAUGCACUUCUUCAAGUUAUAGAUGAUUGGCGUGACAUAGCACUCCCAAAAGAACUAGUUAAGCCAUCAAGGGUCAGAUCUUUAGGUGCAAAUUCUGUUGUAACUGGAUUUGGGAAUGAGUAUCAGGCAUUGGGCUCAACUGGAACUCCCCACCGCCCUGGGUCAGCAUCCGCCACUACUGGUACAGAAUCAACACAGCAGAGUGGUGUGACAAAGUCACGUUUGUCAGAGUUGUGGUUUGAUGAAGAUAGUCUCUUUAAUUUAGAUGAUGAAGGGCGAGCAGAAAAACAGCAGUGUGCUGUAGCUGCUUCAAAUAUCAUCAGAAACUUCUCUUUCAUGCCAGAUAAUGAAGUUAUAAUGGCCCAAAAUCGUCAUUGUUUGGAAACAGCCUUCCAAUGUAUAGAAGAUCAUAUUGUAGAGGAUGAAGAACUUGUCACAAAUGCUCUAGAGACAAUUGUUAACUUGGCUCCACUUCUGGACCUUCGAAUAUUUAGCUCAUCCAAGCCAUCUUUUAUUAAAAUAACAGAAAAACGUGCAGUUCAGGCCAUCAUGGGCAUGCUGGAAUCCACAGUCAAAGCCUGGCAUUGUGCUGCUGCAGAAUUACUUGGGCGUUUGAUCAUUAAUCCUGACAAUGAGCCAUUCUUACUUCCAUUCUUUCCACAGAUACACAAGCGUUUAAUUGAUCUCAUCAGUUUACCAGCAUUAGAUGCACAAGCAGCUGCUAUUGGUGCACUGUAUAACCUUGCUGAAGUUAAUAUGGACUGUAGGUUGAAGAUUGCCAGUGAGAGAUGGGCAAUAGAUCGAUUGCUUAAAGUGAUAAAGACACCGCAUCCCGUUCCUGAAGUUUGCCGGAAAGCUGCAAUGAUAUUGGAGAGUCUUGUCUCCGAGCCACAAAAUAGAACCUUGUUGCUGGCGUAUGAGAAUGCUUUUGCCGAGAUCCUUUUCAUGGAAAGCAAAUAUUCAGAUACUUUUGCAAGGAUAUUAUAUGAACUAACGUCUAGGCCAAAUAACAGAGUGGCAAUGGCUCGGGGAAUCUGGGGCAUGUAACUAGAUUGUUCAUCGGUGACAUCACUCAGCUUCUGCAACUUGGGUAUACCUUGAGUGUACUUGGAAGUUGUAUGAAUCAGAUAUUUAUUGUACAUUUCUGUUCAAGAUUAUUAGGUUUUAGUAGAACAUUCUAUGUUAGAUGGGUGGAUAGGAGCUUUUGUGGACAGAAUUUUUAGACUUCUAUCCAUUGGUGGUGAGAGACAAAACAGAAAUUGGAUUUGAUUUCAGCAUCCAAGAUGUUUUCUUGCUGCUUCUAAUUAAAAGAUUUGUAUUUAGCUUGCA
Messenger RNA from Arachis stenosperma, 1751 nucleotides. Its product is annotated as armadillo repeat-containing protein LFR. Gene Ontology annotation, cellular component: nucleoplasm; SWI/SNF complex; brahma complex. Gene Ontology annotation, biological process: regulation of transcription by RNA polymerase II; positive regulation of DNA-templated transcription; chromatin remodeling. The transcript is spliced from 8 exons. NCBI's taxonomy places the organism in Eukaryota, Viridiplantae, Streptophyta, Magnoliopsida, Fabales, Fabaceae. The record is from RefSeq and is a predicted model, not a curated record. Gene Ontology annotation, molecular function: protein binding; nucleosome binding. Bases 75 to 1469 code for a protein of 464 amino acids.